AUGAAUGAACACAUUGAAUCCAAUUCUGGGCCAAAAUUUACAAAAGGAGAAAAAUGUUUAUUUGCUCACUUAGUGUCAACUUUCUCAUUGAUUUUCCUCCUAACGGUACUAUACUUGAUUCACUUAUAUUUUGUUAAUCAUAAUAUACACGAAGUUUUUAAUACAAGACGAUCAAACGUUUACAAAAAUGGUAACUAUAUUAUUUUUAUUUAUUUCAUGCAAUUUAUUAAGUUUUGUUCCGCCAAGCCGCAUUGGAAUUAUUCAGAGCUCGAGACAUUUCCAAUAGGGGAAUUGUUUAUUAAUACCACGCCCAUCUAUACUUGUAAUAUAAUGCUGUUGACAUCACAAUGGUCUGUGGGUCCUGGUCAUUGCAUAGCAAUAAGAUCAGACCCUGAUUUAUUCGAUAUAUUGUACUUUUGGAGGGUUAAAUACAGACACAACCCAGUUAUGCUAGCGACUAUUAUUGUUUGUUUAAAAAUCAAAUUCAAACUUAUAAAUACUCUUGAUCCUGAUAUCUAUACAGAUGUUACAAUCAAAAUGAGCAUCGUGCACCCUCAUUUCAACAGAGAUACUUUUGCGAAUAACAUUGGACUUUUAAAACACGACACAGUACGAGUUCUUCAGGAAUAUUAUAGUAAGUAUUUUAAAUACAUAGAAAUGUGAUC
Molecule: messenger RNA, 665 nt
Organism: Melitaea cinxia (Glanville fritillary)
Lineage: Eukaryota; Metazoa; Arthropoda; Insecta; Lepidoptera; Nymphalidae
Exons: 4
Coding region: 1-663 (220 amino acids)
Source: RefSeq, a predicted model, not a curated record